AAUGGAAAAGAGCCAGGGGGUUAUCAAUUAUUGCUAAUCGUGUCAGGCUCUACAGAAACUUCUAAUCACUCUUGAUAGACUCUAGAACGGUAAAGUAGUCUGCUAUUUUUAUUGAGAAUGGAUAGGUGAUUUUUAUUAUUUCUCUACAGUCAGUAACUUAUGUCCAAUUUCAGUGUUGAAUUUUAUGAAUAUAUUCGUCAUACAGCUUCAAUCAGAGUAAGAAAUUGAAUUUCAGCCUUGGAAUCCAUAAACACAUGCAAAUAUGGGUUUCAAAAACAAAUUUAUCACAAUACUAUUAUCCAUGUUGAUGGUAACCAGUUCGAAUGCUGGCAACAUCUUGAGCAUCAUAGUUUUCCCUUCCUACAGUCAUCAACAACCUCUGCUAGCACUCUCAGAGAAACUCGCUAGAAGGGGACAUAAUCUCACUGUACUCACCACUAAUCCACCCAAGAAACCAAUUCCCAACUACGCUUACAUAGACAUGUCUAGUGCUUACAAAAAUCUCAAGGAAAUGGAUGAGAAGUUUGGUUUCAACCUUCAACGGGAAAUGUCAGCGGUCGAAAUCUUCAAGAAACUACCUCAGGUUUACUCAGAACUUUGUGAUUAUGAGUUGGGCCUUCCUCAAGUUCAAGCUUUCAUUAGUAAAGCAGCCUCUAUGAAGUUCGACGCUGUGUUGAUAGAGAACCUAUACUACAGCAGCUUCCAUGGACUGACUCACAAACUGGGUUCUCCGCCGGUGAUUGGAGUGCACACAUUCGUGCCCUGGUCGGCCCUCGACGAGUUCAUGGGAGUCAAAGUGAACCCUUCCUACAUGCCUCACGUCUUCUCUCAUCAUAGCGACUCAAUGAACUUCUUUGAAAGAUGUUUCAACACGUUUUUGUACUGGUACAAUUGGUAUCUGGUCGAGUACGAACUGUUCCCUUAUCAAGAGGCCAUUCUCAAGAAAUACUUCGGAACGAACACACCAUCAGCGAGGGAAAUGGAGUUCAACAAGAGCUUGUUGCUCGUGCCAGCUGAUUUGUCCGUCGCUUAUCCAAUGAGUAUUCCUCCGAACUAUGUCAGAACGGGAACGUUCCACAUUCAACCUUCUCCUGAACCUCUUCCAAAGGAUUUGAAACAAUGGAUUGACGAAGCUGAACAAGGCAUUGUCUACUUCAGUCUGGGAAGUAACAUGCAGGGAACUUCCGUUCCUCAAGAGAAGAGGGAAAUAUUCUUCAAAACCAUCAGGAGAUUCCCGAAGAUAAGAUUCUUCUGGAAAUAUGAAGCUGAGUCACCACUAUCGAAUGUGCCUUCUAACUUGUUGAUUAGAAAAUGGUUCCCGCAACAGAGUAUUCUAGUUCACCCGAAAUGCCGGAUGUUCAUCUCGCAAGGUGGCCUACAGAGCACGGAGGAGGCGAUCUAUUACGCUGUGCCACUUCUGGUCAUACCCUUAUUUGCUGAUCAGCCACAUCAGGCUGCUAAAAUAGAGAAGGAGGGAGCCGGUCUGUCUCUCUUGCUUAGCAGAUUGACGGAGGACAAUUUUUAUGACGCCAUAAACAACAUGCUGACUGAGCCAAAGUACAAAUCAAACAUGAACAGACUAUCGUCGUUAUCGAAAGAUCAGAUGGUUCCCGCCCUGGAUGAGGCGGCCUGGUGGGUGGAGUACGUAAUAAGGCACAAGGGAGCCAGGCAUUUGCGGCCACAAAAUCUCAACAUGAACUGGAUCCAAGUGCAGCUCGUCGAUGUGUAUGGUGCAUUUGUCGCUGCUGUCCUAUUCGUUCUCUACAUAAUCUACAAACUCAUCAAGAGCAUUGUUUCCCUUAUUCCUUUGGGCAAGAGUAAGAAAGGGAAGAAAGCGAAGAGUAAAAGAUCGUGAAUCUACAGAUUCGAUUUGUAUCGUGAUCAGUUUAAUAAAUAGCCUCAAGAAUAGUAGUCUAAUAAUUUUGCAUGAAGUUCCUUGACUAUUCUACCCUCACCUGGGAAGAUUUGAGCUGACUCACUAAUGGUGAAUCUUCCAUUUCUUGACUCUUCUAUCCUUACAUAAGAAGAUUUAAGCUGUUCAUUGUGACAAUGUUGAUUUGAAAAUAGAAAACUCAAUUACCCAAUAUGUGAGCUCAAUCUAUCAUUAUUUCCAUUGAUUGCUAUACUCAAGAAGACGCAUGAACAAUUUCUCCUUGAUUACUUCAUAGCAAAGACCUUCUACGAUUUUAACAGAAACAUUUCCGAGAUUAAUAUGGUUCCACGAUCUUGUAUGGCUCUACCGAGACUAAAACGAUUUCCAAGACUGAUAUUCAGUAAUUAUUUUGGUUUCAUUCAGUGACUGUUCUCUACUUAAUAGGAAAGAAAAGAGUUACUAAGACAGCCGACCACUCAAGAUUAGCGUUUGCAGUCCUCCCAUGUACCCGAACCUUGGUCCCUCAAUCGUGAUUUGUUAUUCAAAAACUUCACCUGCAGAACACUUUUUAUCGGUGAGAGUAUUUGAUUUUUGGAUGAGUGCUUUGAGAUGAAUAGUUUCUGUAAUGUUCAUACUCACGUAGUUUUUCUAUGUUAUAAUAUUUUGAGCAAUUUUGGAAUAGUUGAUCAAAAUAGGGAACAAUGAUAAUCUUAUAUAUAUAUUUUUCGAAUGAAUCCUCGUGUAGAAUUGACUAUCUCAUAAAUACAUGUACAGAAAAUCAAAUAGAGUCUAGCAUGACAAAUACAAUAGUUCAACCAAAAUUCAACAAUAGAUUGUAAGUGAAAAAACCACUGGCAUGAGAUUACUCUUGUUCGCCAGUGGGAGUAUACACUUGACUUGAUUUCAAUUGAAUUAGCAUUGUUUAAUUACGGUAUGCUUUCUCUGGAAUGAUUUGAAUAAAAGAAUGGGUUUUACUUUUUCAAAACUAUUUAUUAAAAGUUUUUGAUCAUCUACAA
Nilaparvata lugens (brown planthopper) is the source of this 2889-nucleotide messenger RNA. Its product is annotated as UDP-glucosyltransferase 2-like. Gene Ontology annotation, molecular function: UDP-glycosyltransferase activity. Lineage: Eukaryota; Metazoa; Arthropoda; Insecta; Hemiptera; Delphacidae. Bases 263 to 1855 code for a protein of 530 amino acids. The record is from RefSeq and is a predicted model, not a curated record. The transcript is spliced from 7 exons.